AUGGCGACGCGUAGGUCUACGCGGUCCAGAACCUCCUCUGCGGCUUCUCCUUCUACCAAAACUUAUGGUAAAAUUUCCCUAAAAUCGAAGCCUGUGAAAACGAGAAAAUCUGGGCUGAAGGCCAAAGCCGCUGCGAAAAAAAGGGCGGCGAAAAUCGACGCCAUUAAACCUAAAAAGCCCCCGACUGCAUUCUUCUACUUUAUGGAGGAUUUUCGUAAGGAGUUCAAGGAGAAAAAUCCAGAUAUUAAGUCGAUGUGCGAUAUCGGUAAAGCAUGUGGAGAGAAGUGGAAAACAAUGACUUAUGAGGAAAAGGUGCAAUACUAUGAUAUUGCCACAGAAAAACGAGCUGAAUUCGAUCUUGCUAUGGCAAACUUCAUCAAAAGAAAGGAAUGUGAUGAGUUUGAUGUUGAUGACUCAGACUCUGAAGGAUAG
Striga hermonthica is the source of this 432-nucleotide messenger RNA. NCBI's taxonomy places the organism in Eukaryota, Viridiplantae, Streptophyta, Magnoliopsida, Lamiales, Orobanchaceae. The record is from the annotation of a GenBank genome assembly.